AAAGAAAUGUACGGGAAUAAAAUACCAGGAAUGAAAAAGAAUGGUUAUUCCUUAUCAAAUUUGACAAGGAAUAAUUUUGUUAUUUAAUUCUCUACAAAAAAGGGAAUGAAAGGGAAUGAGAGGAAAUUAUUAUUCCUUGUGAAUGGUAAUUUUUUUUAGGAACGUUAGGGAAUACAUUAUUCCUCGUCGUUCCCUGGUCACCAUUCAUACCCUCUCUACACUGGAGGAACGCUCUCUCUCUCUCAUAAACUCUCUCUAAAAAAAAAAAAACCUUGAUCUAGAUUUGAUUUGGUGGCCGGCGGUUUGCUCCCGUCGCCGUCGGUCACCUCCCCCUCUCCUCCUUGCUUUUCCCGUUUCUUGUCGUCGCUUGCCUCCCCCAUCUUCCUUGCUUCUUUGCUGUCUGCUCUGUAGCUCGUCGUCACCGCGGUAGAGAUCUGACGUCUUCAGCCUUGGAGUAGCAGCGAAGUGAGGCGGUGAGGAUGUGGUUAGCGAUUCCCCUGGUCGAGUGCGGCGGCGAAAGCUCAGAUGUGGUGUCAGAUCUAGUUUUUGGAAGCGGGUUCCUCUCCUUCCUCGUCUUGUCGUCUCUUCCUUCUCGGUGGGGGUGACUGUCUUGCAUGGUCCGAGCCGUUGUUGGUUUCUGAUGGUGUGCUCGGUUUCCCAGAGGACUUGUCGGAGAAACUAUCGGUUCUGUGUGGGCUGCUCUGUUGCGGGUUCUCCGCCGCAGGCGCGUGUGGGGCUGAGCGUCGUCGGACUUGUCAACCACGGCUCUUCUUCCUCUGUGACGGCACGUGUUGAGACCAGCUAGUCUCAGGACUGGAUCUAGGGCUUGUUCCUGACCGUUUUCGACUCAAAUCGGUGCUAGCUUGUUUCUUUCUUCUUCAUUGCAGGUUCGAUAGUGUGGUGGCGUCUCUGGUGGUCCUUCUCUCCAAAUAAUGCUCAUUGUCUAUGCGGGUGUGCUUGUAUGGGUGUGGCUCUGUUUUUGAUGGCUGCAGAUUAGGAGAUCUUUCAUUAGCUGUUCUUGCGGAGCCAAUCUUUUAGAACUGAUCAUCGGGCAUUGCCGAAUUCUACCGGGUUCAGUUCUCGGUUUCAUCGCAGUUUCUCUUUUGCGGCAAGUGUUUGAUUGACUUGGAUGUAUCCUCUUGUUAGAAGCUUUACUUGAAGUCCCUGCCUAGAUAGAUUGAGUAUGUGUUUAGUUUCAUUUUUGCAUCUUCUGUUCCUUGUUUCUAGGUUGUUCUGUUACAAAGAAAAUUGGUUAUAAAAUUUAACAUUUUUACCCCAAAAAAAAAAAAAAAGUGUCAUCGGAUGUCGUUAAUAUAGGAUGCCGUAACGUAAAAUAAUAGCCUGCCCGGUUUAUGGAACUACGUUUGUAUCGACGUACAAUAGAUUUUAGCAGAUUUCAAGGGAUUCAUGUGUUUCGAGGCAACUACAGCCCCGAAUUUUAUUUCCAUGGUUAAUUUAGGAAUUGUGUGCAAAACUCCAUAUAUUGCACCAUCUUGGUUUCUGGAGUGCAUGCCUUUUAUGGAGGACGACGCAACUAGUACAAGCUUUCUUCUUCAGAAAAAAAAACAAAUAGUACAAGCUACUUGCUAAUGCCAAAACAUAUUGUAUACGCAUAUAAAUAUAUUUUUCAUGUAUUACGACAAUCAGAGCAUCCACAUUGAGACUUGUAAAGGGGUUCAUGGGCUCAGUAUCAUAAGGCCGGAAUUAAAAAAAAAAUAAAAAAAUGGGUUUUAUUUUGCGAGCCGGGCCUUCCCAGUGACCCCGUAGGAGACGGGUUCAUGCCAGGUGUCACGCAGCUAUUAGCGACGCGUUAUUGACGUGAGGAGGAGGAUCGCGUGUAGAGAAUCAUUUUUCCUCAUUUCUAAAAAAAUCUAGGGUUUGCUCCCGAGAGACGAUUUGUCGAGCGAUCGUCUCCUCUCAUCUCAUUUCUUCAAAUUUCUUCACUAUUCUUCAUCGAUUCGAGUAGAGAGUGUCUCCUCCACGUUAAUAGGUGAGUAUCGAGUGGAUUCACCGAUACAUCUUUGCGUUUCAGUUCGAUUAGUGGGAUUUUAAAAUUAGGGUUCGUAUACGAUUUUGGGGGUUUUCGAUUCUAGGUUUUAAAUCGUCUUCUGGGUUUCAUAUAGGGGUAGAUCGAAGCAUUUCGUUGUAGAUUAGUGUGAUUUUCAAAAUAGGGUUCAUAUUCAAAUUUGGGGGUAUUCGAUUGUAGGUUAUAAAUGGGCAUAUGGGUUUCAUAUAGGGCUAGAUCGAAGCUUUUCCUUGUCGAUUAGUGAGUUAAUUUUGAAUUUUGGGGGUUUCGAUUUUAGGUUUUAAAUCAAUAUUUUUUUGUGAUGUUGUUGUAAUCCGUUUGGUUAUCUGGUUCAGAUGGAUCCCGCAGAGGAGAGAAGAGAUACAAAGAGGCAUCAGGAGUACAUAAACAUGUUGGGAAACGUUUGCGAUUCAGAAUAUGGAAUUCCAAGACGAUGUCCCUGUGGUGGGAGAAUGAUUGACGAGGUGCGGGUGAAGGAGGAGCACGAGACUCAUCCUGGAAAGCGCUUCUUUACCUGCAUAAACUACGAGGCUGAUGGGUUACAUUAUCGUCAGCCUUGGGUUGUAGGUGUCCAGGAGGAGAUCGAACAUCUGCGUAAGCGUGUGGACGAGGCUGAGGAGGUGAUCAAGUGGGUGCCCAAUAUCAAGAGACAGAUAGAGAGUGUAGAGGCACAGGUUAAAAGGCUCGCUCUGCUGGUUGAUAGGCUCAUUGGUGACGUUUAUAACCUCACUGUGCAGGUGGAUACUCUGGAGAAGGUCUGCUUCGAUUAAAAUCCAAAAGGUAAACACCUGAUCUUGAACUGAACUAGAACUGAACUUGACUAGGUUGCUGGCUGAACUAGAACUGAAGUUGAGUAGGUAGGUUCCGUGUUGUAUUAAUUAAAGUGAAUUGAAGUAGAAGUAGCUUCAGUGUAUUAAUUGAUAUUCUCUGAAAGUAAAGUGAUGCUCUGAAAGUGAAUUGAACUAGAAGUAGUUUCCGUGUAUUAAUUGAACUAGGGUGGUUGGUGGUAGUGAUGAAUGCUCUGAAAGUGAUGUGAUGCUCUGAUAGUGGUUGUGUUUUGAUGAAUGCUAUCUAUUUUCGUGGUUGGUAGUUAGAAACUUUAAAACACACCAUGUUUGGUAGUUAGAAACUUUAAAACACAUUGAGUUAAAACUUUAAAACACACCAAGUUACAUCACCCAAAAUAUUAGUUUAAAUACAUAGUAAAUCCUACUGAGGUUAACUCAAACCAAGUUCUAAAACAGAAACUAACUUUAAAACACACCUACGGAAACCUUAAUGGAUCCGUUUUCCCUUAAUUCUCCCGGGUCUUCUCGUGUUCCCAAACCGGUUGAAAGGAAAAAGUGGACACCACAAGAAGAUAUAGUCCUCAUCAGUGCUUGGUUAAACACCAGCAAAGAUCCCAUAGUUAGUAACCAGCAGAAGUUGGUGUCUUUUUGGAGAAGAAUUGAGGAAUAUUUCAAUUCAAGCCCUCUGCUAACAGGGUCUUCUGGAAGAGAGUGGAGUACAUGUAAGCAGAGGUGGGGAAGGCUAAAUUCCGAGGUUUGUAAGUUUGUGGGAAGCUAUGAGGCCGCUUUGAAGGAGCAAGCUAGUGGCCAAAAUGAGAACGAUGUCAUGAAGGCUGCCCAUAACAUCUUCUUCAACGACUACACGGGCAAGUUCACACUUGAACAUGCGUGGAGGGAGCUGCGGUUCGAUCAAAAGUGGAGGUCAACUUAUUUAACAACAGAUGGUGCAAAGGAGAAAAGGAAGGAAGCUACAGAGACGGUGCCUGACUCGGAAGAAGAGGUUAGACCACCUGGUGUUAAGGCUUGCAAAGCAGCCGCCAAACGCAAGAAGCAUGGGAAUGAAGCAGCAUAUGAUCGACUACAGACCAUUCUAGACAUGAAACAGAACAUAUCCAAACAGAAACUACUAGAUCGUCUCCUCUCAAAAAAAGAUACUCUAACUGAUAGUGAGGUGUCUCUCAAGGACAAACUCGUAGCUGAGAUGCUUUGAUCUGGUCAGUGAUUACAAACGUAGUAGUUUAGGUUGUUUUCUUGAGUAUUUGCGUAGUUGUUUUAGGUUGUUUUGCUGAUAAUGAAUGUUAAUUGGAACUAUGACUGGUUUGGAAUUUGAGUUGUAUAGUCAUUUUAUUUCAGUUCAUCAAAUAGUAGUAGUAGUUUCGUUGGCUUUAAUUGGAACUAUGCCUGUUACAAUAAAUAGUAGUAGUAGUUUCUUUG
Brassica napus (rape) is the source of this 4248-nucleotide messenger RNA. RefSeq names its product glutathione S-transferase T3-like. NCBI's taxonomy places the organism in Eukaryota, Viridiplantae, Streptophyta, Magnoliopsida, Brassicales, Brassicaceae. The coding region runs from base 3305 to 4024 and encodes 239 amino acids. The record is from RefSeq and is a predicted model, not a curated record. The transcript is spliced from 3 exons.